AUGUCGCACAUCCUCGCAACUGGCGCUGCAGGCGGCACAUUCAACCGGCUUGAAAUCAACGAUCUGAUCAAGAACAAGGACCAGUUCUCGUUAUACGUCCAGGCCAUCGCAAGCAUGCACGGCCAGGACCAGUCGAAGCCGAGCUCGCAUUUCCAGCUUUGCGGUAUUCAUGGUCUGCCAUACGUAUCUUGGGAUGCAUCAGGCGGCGACGAAAGGGGCAACAAGGCGCGCGGCUACUGUACACACGCCAUGGUCACGUUUCCCACUUGGCAUCGAGCGUAUGUCGCUCUCUACGAGAAAAUCCUUCAGGAGAACGCCAUCGAUAUAGCCAAGACGUAUACUGAAGCUAACGGGAUACGCGACCGGUUCAUGAAGGCCGCUCAGGAGCUGCGCGCGCCGUUCUGGGAUUGGGCGAGCUCGGCGGUCCCUCCCGCGGAAGUCAUCGAGCGCGAGGAACUCAACAUCAUUGGGUCCGACGGGAACGAAAUGCCGGUCAAGAACCCGUUACUCGCAUAUACCUUCCAUCCUAUCGACGGCAGCUUCCCUAGCCCAUAUUCAGAGUGGCAAACGACACUGAGGCACCCAGUGCCAGUGAAAGGGCCGGACGCAAAGAGUUCUGUGCCGCGGCUUAAAGCAGCUCUUGAAGAAGAGUACGAGCAGCGCAAACUACAGACAUUCCUGAUGCUGGCCCUUCUUAGCAAGUGGGAGGAAUUCAGCAACACCUCAGUCAGCAAAGGAGCCUGUGUGAGCAGUCUUGAACAGAUUCACAAUGAUAUUCACGACUCUAUUGGUGGCAACGGUCACAUGGCGGACCCAGCUGUAGCCGGUUUCGAUCCGAUUUUCUUCUUGCAUCAUGCGAAUGUCGACCGUCUACUCUCCUUCUGGCGCGCUCUUCAUCCUAAUGAGUGGGUCACGCCUGGUUCCGCCGGUCUAGGUAAUUGGACGAUUCCCGCGAACGAAACAAUCGGCGAGCACACGAAUCUGGCGCCUUUUCGGUCCGACCAGGACAACUUUUGGAUCUCCUCGAAGAUGACCUCGACUUCUUUGCUCGGCUAUACGUACCCAGAGUUCAACGGGCUUAACAUGGACGACGCGAAAAAGGUCCGGUCCACCAUCGCUGGUAGCGUGUUGCGACUUUAUGGCGACUCCAUCUUUACUGCUAGCUCCAAGCAUCCGACAGAUGCCCGCUUGUAUGGUUUGCAAGCCAGCUUCACUGCUCAAGAGAACGCACCUGUACCGAAAGGGGGGAUCAUCGACUGGACCGCACAUGUUCGCGUGAAGAAAUUUGAGCUUGGUGGAUCUUUUGCCAUCUUAUUCUCCCUCGGGAAACGGGAGGAUAUCCCUGAAGACCUGGACGCUUUGCGCGCUUCUCCUUCGUUUGUCGGCGGACACCAUGUCUUCGCUAACGCGUCAGCGGAGCAAUGCGCCAACUGUCGCGAACAGAGCGAGCUCGUCGUGGAAGGAUACGUACAUCUGAACCUCGCGAUUGCACGGCUUGCCUCAUCCUUGGGCUCCUUUGACCCACAAGUCAUCGUGCCCUAUUUGAAGGAUAAUCUACAGUGGCGGAUUCAGAAGGACCGGGGACCAGCAAUUUCAAUUGACCGACUUCCAUCGCUCAAAAUCACGGUUGCCGCCACACCGCUCGAUCUCAACCCGGCUACGAGCGUGGAACCCUCUCGCCCUUCUAUGCCGGCAGCGCCCUCCAUAAACUUGUUCAAUGCGCUGAGCCCUAGUCUCGCGGCCAGCGUUGGUGCCGGGGCCAGCGUCAGCGGCAUGGCCAGCUUCGAUCUCAUGUCCACUGGCAUCGGUGUCGCGCCAAGCGUCAGUCUUCCGACGGCCGGCGAGACGCAAUAUUACUCUGAGAUCACCGUUGGCCGUCCAGGUGGCUCUAGCGAGGCGUAG
Messenger RNA from Peniophora sp. CBMAI 1063, 1902 nucleotides. The record is from the annotation of a GenBank genome assembly. NCBI's taxonomy places the organism in Eukaryota, Fungi, Basidiomycota, Agaricomycetes, Russulales, Peniophoraceae.